AUAUGUUGCCAACGGGAUAUCGCCAUGCGUUUUUAAUUCGAAAUCCUGUCAAAAUAUUUGCAUCUUGGAAGAAAGUAAUAAAUUCAUAUGGUAGUGAAUGUUCUCAUGAUUUUAACUUGAUGGAGAAUAACGGUGUCAUUAUCCCUAAAAAAUACGCAUUUGGAGAAAGCUUUGAACUUUACGAGCAUCUGGUCAAAACAGGAAUCGAACCAAACCCUGUCAUUAUUGAUUCUGAUGAUCUUCUAGAAAACCCAGAGUCGAUUUUAAGGCAGUUUUGUGAUGGCAUAGGAAUUCAGUAUACAGAUAAACUGAUGAGUUGGAAUGCUGGAGAUAGUAUAGUACAGGAAUGGAAGAUACCGAAGGUGUAUUUACAAGGAAACCAAGUAUUUGGUUAUUAUAAAAAAGCAUUUUCUAGCCGGAAUUUUGUCAAGCCUAGUCCCACGCCUGAUCGAUCUGACUUGCCAAAUGAUGUCAACACUUGUAUUGACGCAGCAAUGCCGUAUUACGAAAAAAUGUACGCUCUAAGAUUGACAGCAGAGAAGAAGGAUACAUGAGAGUUAUGUAACUUGAAAUGUAAUUUAAAAAAGAAGUCAAGUGUUAAAUGCUGAAUAUGAAUAAUAAAAAAGUAAUUAAAACAAAACAUGAGCUUUAACAUUGAUACAUAUCAAAUUUCAUAUUUAUUGCCACCUUCAAUUUCAUUGUAUACAAACGAGCGUCUCAUAUGCUACAUUCAUAUGUCCAACAAAAUAAUGACAUUUAAUGGUGAUGCUAAAGUAAAUGCUAUAUUUAACCUGAAAAGGUAUAGCAAGUCAGAUUAUAGAAAAAUCGAGGCUAUUAUACCUUGGAUUAUUUGUAUACCAAACCAUAAUAUGGUAAUCUGUCAUAAUAAAUACUAGACUUCAACAUUCAAACGACUGGUGGGUAUUCCUCUAUAUUUGUCGCAUUCUUUGGAAGACUAAAUACUCCCCUCUAUCAAGCUUUUUAUCAAAUUUUAUUUGUCAAAACUUUUAAAAUUCAGUCCAAAAUUUGGUGAAAUUUAACCAUCCGAUUGGCUGCCUGCAGCCAGUUUUCACAUUGCCGUAUUUUAAAGUGAAAUUAGCAUUGAUACAACUAAAACAUACACAUUUCAAGUAAGAUAAUGAUCUUACUGCAUUCACCUAGACAGUACAAUGGAUCAUUCCGAAUGGUAAAACUUAACAACUGACCAAUUAAAACGUGCUAGUUACAGGCUCAGGAAUACUGUACAUGCACGUUUUACAAUCACACAAGUUUAUGUACUGUAUGUUUACAGUAUUUUUUUUUGUGGGAUCUUAGAACAAUAUCCAAGGGGUGGAGCUUUAAGGGGAAAGUCAUCCUCUUGGUUCUAUGUAAUUACUGUAGUUUAAGUUAGUCCAUUCACAAUCUUUAAAGCUGUACUAGUCUUUAGGUCUCUACUACCAUACUAUCUAUUCCCAGUGUACAGUACUUGCUAUUCCCAGCACACUGUCACUCUGCCCCAUAUGCUACUAGUAUGCUGCAGUCCCUACCAUUACUUUUCCUAGCAAACUGGCACCACCAUGGCAUACUGCCUGUAGCACAUUAUUUUUCCCUCCCCUUGUGUUAUACUGACUUCCCCACUGCAAAGGUGAUAGUGCACCCCUAGUGUAUCGUCCAGUCUUUAGCACAUUGUCCCUCUGCAAUAGAAUCAUGUCACUCCCCUAGCAUAUUUUCCCUUCUCAUAGUAUAGCACUGCCCUGUCACUACCAUACACACAUAUUUUUUAAAAUGUCAAAGAAUGCAUUUUCUAUUUUCAAACUUGGUGGUUCAUGGUAUCCAAAAAAAAAUCUAUAUAAAAAUGUGAUUAUUAAACCAACAAACAUGUAUACACAGUAAA
Molecule: messenger RNA, 1873 nt
Organism: Anneissia japonica
Lineage: Eukaryota; Metazoa; Echinodermata; Crinoidea; Comatulida; Comatulidae
Product: branched-chain-amino-acid aminotransferase-like protein 1
Exons: 1
Coding region: 3-554 (183 amino acids)
Source: RefSeq, a predicted model, not a curated record